UCGAAAAUGCGAAUACCAGAUUUGGGCAUUGGAAUGACUGUUUGCUCGAGAACACCAGAUUUUCUAAAUUUCUGGCACAUGUCCACGGAAAUCAUGUGUACGUGCGCUUUUUAGCCAAAACAAACAUUGGGGCGGAGCCUGUUUGAAAAAUGACGAAUGACCACUGACUGCCCACAGGGUAAGGACUGGACAUUGGACGGCUCGGUCUGUUUGAACUACCGGACGUUGGACGGAAAGGUUUGUCUGACCUGCCGGCCAUUGGGCUGAGAGGUUUGCUUUUGUCAGGUCGGGGUUAGCGGGGUGAUAAAGGUAGGCACGGAAAAGCGUAUGAAGGGUCAAAGACUGAAUUCUAGACAAGAAUGGCUGCAGUCGCCAGAUGGAUAGCUGAGUCAGUUCAGGAAAUUCUACAGAUCUCUGGGUUGACCCUGCAGGCUUUUCUUGUUCUCUGCGCAAUUUUCCUUCUGACAUGUGUCAUCUUCAAGCGUUCCCGGAACCUGCCUCCCUACCCGGCAGGACGUGUGCCUGUUCUCGGGCACCUCCUCGCCUUGGGCCGAGCGCCUCACCUGAAGCUGACGGCGUGGAGGCGGCAGUACGGGGACGUCUUCACCGUCAGGAUGGGGAUGGAAGAUGUGGUGGUUCUGAACGGCUACACUGCCGUCAAGGACGCGCUCGUGGACAGGUCCGAGCUGUUCGCGUCCAGGCCUCCAAAUUGCCUGUUUGAUGCAGUAACCGGUUUCGGAAAAGACCUAGCCUCUGUACCCUGGGGAGCCGCCAUCAGGCAAAGAAGGAAGUUCACCACAACCGCCUUGAAGGUCCUGGGCAUGAAGGUUGGCAGUGGCGGCAUUGGAGAGAAAAUCCGAGAGGAAGCGGGCUUUCUCCGUAGCAGGGUGGCAGAAUACGAGGGAAAGCCGUUCGACGUCGCCUACGACCUGAACGUGGCCGUCGCGAACGUCAUCUGCUCCAUGGUGAUCGGGCGGCGCUACGACUACAAGGACGAGACGUUCAGGGAGCUGUCGGAGGCGGUGGUCACCGUGGCCGUGAAACUUGCUGCGGGGCAGAUCAUCAGCUUCUUCCCUUGGUUACGCUUUGUUCCAGGGGUGAACAGAGCCAGGGUCGAGUUGCUUGAGCAGAACGCGAGGCUGCAGAAGGUACUGGGGGAGGAGCUGAGUCGCCACCGGGAACACCUGGACCGCGAGAAUCCGCGAGACUUCCUGGACUUUGGGCUGCUUGAGCUGGAAAAGCAGGAGAAGGUGGAGGGUCUGACGGGGGAGAUCGUGAUGCACAUGGCGCAGAAUCUCUUCCUGGCAGGGACAGAAACCGCCUCCAACACCCUCCGCUGGAGCCUGCUGUACAUGGUGCUGCAUCCAACCGUCCAAAAGAACGUACCGUGUGCUUUUGUACAAGAAGAGCUUGAUGCCGUAGUUGGUGCGAUUCUGCCCACCCUGUCCCACCGUUCCCAGCUGCCGUACGUGAACGCCUGCCUGAUGGAGACCAUGCGGAUCCGUACACUACUUCCCGUUUCUCUCCCCCACGCCACCACACAGGACGUGAAAGUCUCCGGCUACGACAUCCCCAAGGGUACCCAGGUGCUGGUGAACCUGUACUCUAUCCAUAAGGACCCCGCUUACUGGCCUGACCCGGACCGGUUUGACCCCGAAAGGUUUCUGGACGCGGAAGGGAACGUCAUCACCAAGCCCGAAUCGUUCCUGCCGUUUUCAGCAGGCCGCCGCGUGUGUCCCGGUGAGCAGCUGGCCGGGAUGGAACUUUUCCUGUUCUUCUCGACCCUGCUGCAGUCCUUCACCCUCUCGGCGCCAGAGGGCGCUCCUCCGGCAAACACCGAUGGAGUCUUUGGCCUGACCCUGACGUCACCCCCGUUCAAGCUCUGCGCGACACCGCGUUAGUUUAUGAUGAAUAAAUUGUGAAG
Branchiostoma floridae (Florida lancelet) is the source of this 1924-nucleotide messenger RNA. RefSeq names its product cytochrome P450 2C31-like. Gene Ontology annotation, molecular function: oxidoreductase activity, acting on paired donors, with incorporation or reduction of molecular oxygen, reduced flavin or flavoprotein as one donor, and incorporation of one atom of oxygen; heme binding; iron ion binding. Gene Ontology annotation, biological process: xenobiotic metabolic process. Bases 360 to 1901 code for a protein of 513 amino acids. Lineage: Eukaryota; Metazoa; Chordata; Leptocardii; Amphioxiformes; Branchiostomatidae. The record is from RefSeq and is a predicted model, not a curated record. Gene Ontology annotation, cellular component: cytoplasm; intracellular membrane-bounded organelle. The transcript has 7 exons.